AUGAUACUCACGGAUGUUGUAUGUGUAGCAAUCUCUCGCAAGGAAAGUGGCGAGUUCCAAAAAGUCGUGCAGGAUGGCCAGAGCUCGGGAGCGAAAGUGAGCCACGGUCUCAGGAUGAGACACUAUCUGAUUGGUUACAACCGUAUGAUGGGGUCACUUGGGCCCAUCUCAGAGUUAAUGCAAAGUGGCCAGAGCCGCUUAAUGUUGCGAUCUUCAGUGCGAGAGGCAGGCAACGAAUUUAAAGUUGAAGAGACAUUAUUGAGUAUGUUUCAUGCUUCAUGUAAUGACGAUGCUUGUUAA
Messenger RNA from Plasmopara halstedii, 300 nucleotides. RefSeq lists its product as uncharacterized. The record is from RefSeq and is a predicted model, not a curated record. Bases 1 to 300 code for a protein of 99 amino acids. NCBI's taxonomy places the organism in Eukaryota, Oomycota, Peronosporomycetes, Peronosporales, Peronosporaceae. The transcript is spliced from 2 exons.